Cercospora beticola is the source of this 1733-nucleotide messenger RNA. RefSeq lists its product as uncharacterized. The record is from RefSeq and is a predicted model, not a curated record. Gene Ontology annotation, cellular component: cytoplasm; eukaryotic translation initiation factor 3 complex. Gene Ontology annotation, biological process: cytoplasmic translational initiation. NCBI's taxonomy places the organism in Eukaryota, Fungi, Ascomycota, Dothideomycetes, Mycosphaerellales, Mycosphaerellaceae. Gene Ontology annotation, molecular function: translation initiation factor activity.
CUGACGUCGGGACGAAGUGGCGUUCAUGUGAAGAAGGCGCAAAUAUAAACUGCUGGGACGAAGUCUUGGCUGAAAUUCGCGUGAGCCCCACCAGCGAGACACGACAGCGACGGUCCAGGCGACAAACGUACGACGACACCCAAUCCGCACAUCCUCCUCAUCGCGAGACAGAUAGACACGAUGCCGGGCUUCCCCAAGCUCAGCCUCGUCGAGGGCGCAUUCGAGGAGCUCGCGCUCGAGCUCGCGACAUACCUGGACAACGCAAAGGGCGACGACGGCACCACAGUCACAGAAAUCACUCCUCUCCUCGCCAACCCGGAAAAGCCAGAGAGCAAGACGGAUCGCGAUGCCGUGCUCAAGAAGAUCGUGACGGCCUCCUCGAUUCUCAACGGCGCACCUGAGAGAGAACUGCAGGCGGCAUACAAUCUGCUCAUCCACCUCGUGUCGCACGCCGAAGACCCAGAUCCAUACCUCAACCGCAUCUGCCAGUAUCUGUCACAGCCGUUGACUUCAUCACCUCAAAACGGCGGCGGUAUUGCCCUCGGGAUAUUGAGCACACUCUUCAACCAAGUCCAGCCGGAUGACGAGACGAGGUUCCACGUUCUCUUGGCCAUCAUCAGCGUGAUCAAGAACACGGGCAACUUCGACACUCUCGCACCGCAGUUGAAGAAUGUGGACAGCUGGGUGGAGGAAUGGGAAUUGGAGGCGCCUGAGGCGCGGAAAUUGUACUUGGCCAUCGCAGACGCUGCGACGACCGCAAAAGAGACCGAGGAGGCAUACCACUACCUGCUGAAGGGCCUGAACACAAUCCAGACAGAUGCCGCGACGCCAGAGGCUCGGGAGCUGUCAGUACGCGCGCUUAAGCUUGCGCUGCAGAAGGAGAAGCACUUCGACUUCCAGGACCUGACCGCACUGGACAGUAUCCAGGCGCUCCGAAAGUCCGACGAGACACUUUUCGAGCUGCUCGAACUGUUCAGCACCGAGAACUUCGACGACCUCCAAGACUUCAAGGAGGGCAACGGUUCUUUCCUCCAAGAGCAGAACAUAAACGAGGACAUUCUCGACAAGAAAAUGCGCCUCCUCACACUCGCCUCCCUCUCCGCAGCAGCCCACCAAUCCCGCACCCUUCCCUACGCACAAAUCGCCAAAGCCCUUCAAAUCCCCUCAGAAGACGUCGAAUCCUGGGUAAUCGACAGCAUCCGCUCAGGGCUCGUUGAGGGCAAACUCUCCCAGCAAAAGCAAGAAUUCCUCAUCCACCGCAGCACAUACCGCGUCUUUGGCGACAGCCAAUGGAGAGAAGUCGCAGCCCGACUAGACGUCUGGCGAAACAGCCUGCAGAACGUCCUGGCUGUCAUCCGGCAACAAAAGGAAGAGUUCGUCAAGGAGAAGGAAGCGGAGUUGCAGAAUACAAACAACAACGGCGAGAGGAGAGGAUACAGACCCAACAGGGGCGAGCGUAAUGAACGCCGAGAGCCGCAAGCCAUCGAGGUCGAGUAGCGCUCGUUUCUCCAUCGAGUUUGAGGUUUUCUUGAAGCAUGGCGUCGGUACUGGGGUUCUGGCAGUAGGAAGGAAGUACUUCGACAGCGCUGCUGCUACUGUCCCUUUUUUUGGUUGCACAUCGAUGUAUGUGUCUACACAAGAUGUGGCCGAAAGAUGCUAGAUAUGGCCGAGUUCAGAUCGAGCAAGGCAUAGACACUACGAUGAAGUCAAUGAAAGCAAAUGUUCUAGACAAA